Staurois parvus is the source of this 565-nucleotide messenger RNA. NCBI's taxonomy places the organism in Eukaryota, Metazoa, Chordata, Amphibia, Anura, Ranidae. The record is from the annotation of a GenBank genome assembly.
GGUCUCCUAGGCCCAGGCCCCCAGGCGGGGCGGCGGGCACGCACCGAGUCACCAGGCACAACCGUGGGCUCCGAGUCAACUGGGAUGACCGCUGGCACUGGGUCAGACAUUGGAUCGUCUGGCUGGACAGCGGGCAUCGGGUCACCAGGCAUCAGGUCAUUUGGCUCGACAGCGGGCACCGCGUCAUCUGGCAAGGCAGUGGGCUCCGAGUCAACUGGUAUUGGAUCGUCUGGCUGGACAGCGGGCACUGGGUCACCAGGCAUCAGGUCAUUUGGCUCGACAGCGGGCACCGCGUCAUCUGGCAAGGCAGUGGGCUCCGAGUCAACAGGCACGACAGUGAGCACCGGGUCAUCAGGUACCGGAUUGUCUGGCUCGACAGCGGGCAUCGGGUCACCAGGUAUGACAGCGGGCACUGGGUCACCAGGCAUCAGGUCAUUUGGCUCGACAGCGGGCACUGGAUCAGGUACCGGAUCAUCUGGAUCAACAGCGGGCAUCGAGUCAACUGGCCUAAUAGGAUCGUCAGGCUGGAUCAGUUCAUCAUGCUGGGUAGAGGCAUCAGGCUGAA